Calliphora vicina (urban bluebottle blowfly) is the source of this 1548-nucleotide messenger RNA. Its product is annotated as zinc finger protein 484. The transcript is spliced from 3 exons. Lineage: Eukaryota; Metazoa; Arthropoda; Insecta; Diptera; Calliphoridae. Bases 34 to 1506 code for a protein of 490 amino acids. The record is from RefSeq and is a predicted model, not a curated record. Gene Ontology annotation, molecular function: RNA polymerase II cis-regulatory region sequence-specific DNA binding; DNA-binding transcription factor activity, RNA polymerase II-specific. Gene Ontology annotation, biological process: regulation of DNA-templated transcription.
UUCUUAUUGAAAAUCACAAUUCUUAUCUGAACGAUGGACACCACGACAUUAUCGCCAGACCAUCUGACAGAGUGUGCUCGAGUUUAUGUUUUCCUCAGUCAAGAAAAUACAACCUUCUUUGUAAUAAAUUGUUUAUAUUGUAAUAAGGACUAUAGUGAAUGGGUGAAAUUUUACAAACAUUUACUUAGCCACCAUAUAGAAAAUGUGCCACUGGAACAAACUAAUGAUAGUGAAUAUUUAGAAGAAAAUGUACAAUUGGAUGAAGAUUCAUUUGAAAAAUAUGAAGUUACAAAUGAAUACCUGAAUGAAGAAACUUCUUGUAGUGAAAGGAAUGGCGAUAUUACAAAGAAAACAAUAAGCGAAGAUUUGAAAUAUACAACCAAUGAAGAGUUUUUUGAGGAGUAUUUAAUGGAAGAUUAUGAGGAAUGUGAAAACAUUUCGGUUCAUGGCGAAAAUUUGGACAUGGAAAAAACCACUAAAUCCGUCAGUACCAGUUGCUUUCGCCUAUAUACUACAGACUCCAAAACCAUGCUUAAAUUUAUUGAACUAUUGCGUCAACAUCCCUGUCAAUGGGAUCACAAACACUACAAUUUUACACAAAAAGAUAAAAGAAUCGAUAGUACAUUGAACCUAACCAAACAACUAAACGAAGUUUUAAAUCUCAACAUUACCCCACAAAGCACACGAGCCAGUGUUCUAUCUAUUCUGCGUUGGUUUGAUCGGGAGUAUAUACGUUUCCUUAAUUGCCAGCAAAACGAUUAUCAAUUUGUUUGCAUGCAUAGUGAAUAUUUUGAAAAGUUAUUGGAAUUUCUACCUUAUCAGCAUCUAAAACCAAUGAAAUGUGAUGAGUGUGCUAAACGAUUUAAAUCCGAACAUCUGCUAAUGGCCCAUAAGCACAAAUAUCAUAAUGGGCAGGUACCGUUUCGUUGUCGCUACUGUGGUCAUGGCUUCAUACAUCAGUCAUCGCAUAAGAUGCACGAGAACAGACAUAUAAAACUACACGUAUGGCCCUGUAAUAUAUGUCGGUAUCAAGCAGCUUCCAAAUCGGAUUAUAUCAAACAUUUGGCUACACAUUCCUCCCGGCAGCCUCAUAAAUGUACCAUUUGUGGUUUGGCCUAUAAAACAAAAACGAACUUGAAUGUUCACCUGAAGAGCCACAGUUUACCCGCCUACGAGUGUGAAUUUUGUAAAAAGAAAUUCUAUGAAAAAUAUCGUUACAAACGUCAUAUCUGGCUGCACGAAAAGCAGGAAAUGUCGGGUAAAUCUAUUGAUAAUUUUACUUGUGAAAUAUGCGAUCGACGUUUUACGACCAACAAAACAAUGAUGAAACAUCAGUUGGUUCACAUACAGGAAAACUAUAAAAUUGACGGCCAAACUACUAAUGACUGCUUUCAAUUAAUAGAUGUUAUUGUGUAUUAUUGCGAUUAUUGUUCAUUGGAAUUUGUACAUAAGGAUGCCUAUGAAACGCAUAUGAAAUUAAAACAUAAUGUUGUAAAUGUAGAAUAAUUUUACGCUCUUCUUGUUCUUUAGUAUUUUCUUAAAAAUUUA